GGUUCGCCAUAUGGAUAGGCCGUCUUAUCGGUUUUUCUCUCCCCCGGGAUAAAUAUGUAAAUCCUAUCCUAUCCAGUAGGCUAUAUUAAUAACACCAGUACUGGCUUUUUCGAAUCAGAUAAGAAAGAAUAGUAAUAACAUGAAAUGCAAUGGGUUCUAGUGACUGCUAUGCGUAUAGAGUGUCUAUAAUUCUUCCAUUGUAUAAUGGUGAAAAGUGGUUGGAAGAAUGCUUGAAUUCUGUUCUCGAACAGACUUUUGACCAACGGAUUCAACUAUGCGUCUAUAACGAUGCAAGUACAGAUUCUUCAAUGAAUGUUUUGAAUGCCUAUUCUGGACGCCUUGCGAAGAAAAAAAUUGAAUUGGUAUUGACACAAGGAGACAUUGAAGGGGGACCAAAAGGUUGCGGCUAUGCGAAGAAUAGAGCAGUUGCAUCAAGCUCAGGAGAAUAUUUAUGUUUUCUCGAUGCUGAUGAUAUUAUGGAGAAAGAAAGAAUACAUGAACAACUUAUUGCAGCUAUGGAAACAAGUGAAGAUACUUUGAUUGGUUCAAAAGUUAAACGAGAACCUGAAGGCUCAACAGUUCGAUACACUAAAUGGAUUAAUGAGAUUUCCCAGGAACAACUUUAUACACAAAUUUAUACAUCAAAUGGACCAUCAGUUGUUAUGCCAACAUGGUUUUGUCACAGAAAUGUUUAUGAUAAAGUUAGUGGUUUCAAUGAGGGCGGAAAAGGAGUACCAGAGGAUUACUUGUUCUUCUUGGAACAUUUGAAAUUGGGAGGAAAGAUACUUAGAGUGGAUAGAGUUUUACUUAUGUACAGACACCAUCCAGAUGCUACUACUGCAUCUGUGUCAGAAAAUACAAUUUGGAAGAUUCGAAUUGAGGUAAUUCAAGAAAGAGUAUUGAAAGACUGGAAGCAAUUUACAAUUUGGAAUGCUGGGAAGCAAGGACGUAAAUUUUAUCGGGACUUGACUGAUGAAAAUCGAGAAAAAGUUUCAGCAUUUUGUGAUGUUGAUACAAAAAAGAUAGACAAGGGAGUUUAUAUUUUCGAAAAUUCCCCUUUGAAAGUAAAACCCAGAGUACCUAUUUUACAUUUUUCUAAAGCGGUAAAACCGUUCGUUAUCUGUAUGAAAUUGGAUUUGACAGGUGGUGAAUUUGAGAAAAACUUAAAUUCUUUGAAUCUUGUGGAAGGCGUGGAUUAUUUUCAUUUCAACUGAAUCUUUGGAAGUUUUGCUAACGUAGUACAUUUAUUUUCAGUGGCAAUACUUUUUUUUAUAUUUUUGAGAUACUCAUUUUAACAGUUUUAUGGUGCAUUACUUAACAAUUUUAAAUCGAAAGUUAACAUGAGUUAUUGGGUAUAAUCUCCUUAUUACAUAUUUUAUAAAUGUUUAUGUGAGCACUUGUUGCUGGCAUGGUCCUGUGUUCCGGCAAACAGCAUCUUCAUGACCUAUCAAAUGUAAUUACUAUAUGACCAUAAUGGUUUGUUUACUUUAUGCAAAGCAAAUAAAUGUACGGGCAUGAAGUGUCUUAAAGUAUAUCAUCUAAUUCUAUCGUACUCACACCACA
Styela clava is the source of this 1563-nucleotide messenger RNA. NCBI's taxonomy places the organism in Eukaryota, Metazoa, Chordata, Ascidiacea, Stolidobranchia, Styelidae. The record is from RefSeq and is a predicted model, not a curated record.